Molecule: messenger RNA, 315 nt
Organism: Saccharomycodes ludwigii
Lineage: Eukaryota; Fungi; Ascomycota; Saccharomycetes; Saccharomycodales; Saccharomycodaceae
Gene: MAK31
Product: Mak31p
Exons: 1
Coding region: 1-315 (104 amino acids)
Source: RefSeq, a predicted model, not a curated record
AUGACUAAUGGUUUAGACAAACUGGAUUAUUUCAUUGGAUCAGCGUUAUAUAUAAAAGUAAAAAAACCACACGAAAGUAGCAAUGUUACCACCGACAACAUAACUAAUUUAAAAAAUAAUAGAUCAAUAAAGGGUAUAUUGGUAGCAUCAGAUUGUGAUUUAAAUCUAUUAUUAGAUCAAGUAGUUGAAUAUAAUGAAAGCAAUAGUAUAGAGAGAGAACUAGGCCUAGUGAGUGUUCCAAGGGAAACCAUAAAAUCAAUACAUAUUUUGAAAAGUGAUAUGAAUACUUUGAUGUCGUCAAACUAUAAAAAAUAA